AUGCUGUCAAGAUUGGCCCUUCGCAAUGCUCAGCUGCUGCCUGUGGCAGUACGUGGAGCACAAAGCACAUCUACAUCAGUAAUAUCCCAACAUCCUGAACGCCCCAAACGGUUAAUAUAUCCGUCUCCUGUUAGACAUGGAUUCAUACCUGAAGAAUGGUUUCAGGCUUUUUAUCCAAAAACUGGUGCAUCAGGACCUUAUGUAUUUGCCAUAACUGUGGGCACUUGGUUACUCUCCAAAGAAAUUUUUAUCAUAGACCACGAAUUUCAUAGUGGUGUGUCUUUACUAAUAAUAUGCAUAGCAAGUGUAAAAUUUUUGGGUCCCAAGGUGAGUAAAUAUUUGGACCAAGAAAUAGACGAAUAUGAAAAAUCGCUCGAACAGACCAGAGUCCUUGAAUUAGAGGGUUAUGAAGAUUUGAUUAAUCAAGAAAAAAAAGAACAGUACAACAUAGAGGGACAGAAAAUGAUAAUGGACAUUAAGAAAGAGAAUAUCAAGAUGCAGCUGGAAGCAACUUACAGAGAACGUAUGGCAAACGUUUACCAAGAGGUGAAGAAGCGUCUGGACUACCAAAUGCAGAUACAAAGUCUUGAGCGUCGAAUCGCACAGAAACACAUGGUGCAGUGGAUCAUAGAUAGCGUAUUAAAGGCUAUUACUCCUGAUCAGGAGAAAGCGACUCUUCAGCAAUGUAUCAAAGACCUUGAAGCUCUCGCUGCAAAGCCAUGAAGUAUUUAAACAGUGUGCUAUGUUAGAUAAAAUAGAAAUAUGAAAAUGUGAAAACUAGCGUCGUAAAAACUGUCUACUUCGUGUGUUCUGUCAAAUAUUUCUUCCUAUCUAAAAAAGCAUCGAGAUAUAAACAGAUGCAGCAAUGAUGUAUAAAACAAUCCUUGUUAUAUCGUUAUAAAGGAAAUUAUACAUUUUA
Molecule: messenger RNA, 919 nt
Organism: Dinoponera quadriceps
Lineage: Eukaryota; Metazoa; Arthropoda; Insecta; Hymenoptera; Formicidae
Gene: ATPsynB
Product: ATP synthase subunit b, mitochondrial
Exons: 4
Coding region: 1-723 (240 amino acids)
Biological process (GO): proton motive force-driven ATP synthesis
Molecular function (GO): proton transmembrane transporter activity
Source: RefSeq, a predicted model, not a curated record